AUGGAAGAAGAUGACGCUGUAUUAUCUGAAGAUGAUUAUGACGAACGAAUCGAACCAGCAGACGAGGUAAUAAUCUCGUAUUAUCUGAAUAUGAUGAUCAAUAAUAGCAAAUCUUGGCCUUACCACUUCCUCCGAGACGUAGACGCGGAGGUGUACAACCUGAAUCCAUGGAUUUCCUUCAAUAUUCAGAACCCUAACUUCUUCAUGUUCGUCAAAUCCCGAACCGAGGCUUGUGGUAGAACCGAUGGAUGUGGAUCGGGUUGCUGGAGGAUCAUAGGUUGUGAUAAGCUGAUCAAGUCUGAGGAGACCGGGAAGAUUCUAGGGUUUAAGAGGAUUCUUAAGUUCUGUGAGAAGUGGAUUAACCGAUCAGAACAAGAGGAUCAGAGGAUUUGGGUGAUGGAAGAGUAUAGGCUCGUCGAUAAACGGAAGCAAGAUCAAGUGGUAUGCAAGAUUCAGCUUUUGCUCCCACCUGCGGUUAGUGCCUUGCAAGCCAAGCAUUUCUCGUUUCUCCCUAAAUCGAUGCUUGGAUGA
Eutrema salsugineum is the source of this 531-nucleotide messenger RNA. RefSeq names its product NAC domain-containing protein 40. Gene Ontology annotation, biological process: regulation of DNA-templated transcription. Gene Ontology annotation, molecular function: DNA binding. The transcript has a single exon. The record is from RefSeq and is a predicted model, not a curated record. Lineage: Eukaryota; Viridiplantae; Streptophyta; Magnoliopsida; Brassicales; Brassicaceae. The coding region runs from base 1 to 531 and encodes 176 amino acids.